Soboliphyme baturini is the source of this 537-nucleotide messenger RNA. NCBI's taxonomy places the organism in Eukaryota, Metazoa, Nematoda, Enoplea, Dioctophymatida, Soboliphymatidae. The record is from the annotation of a GenBank genome assembly.
AUGAUAGACACACGGCCACAGCCGGCACCCGAUACCCAUCGCUCAUCACCUGGCGCCAAUCACCCGGCUCCUGUCAGCCCGCAACUCAUCAGUUUCGGCCCCGUGAUCGCGACUACGGCUUCGAGCGCAGUGUCAAAUGGCGUGGCGCUUGACAACAAAAUCGAGCAGGCCAUGGAUCUCGUGAAGAGUCACUUGUUGUACGCGGUUAGGGAGGAAGUGGAAAUACUACGAGAGAAGAUCGUCGAACUAGAGAAGAAAGUUGUUCGUCUUGAGGCAGAGAACAAAUUCUUGAGGGACCAUGUUUCCCCCGAAGUAAUUGCUCAGCUCUCCGGAGGAACUGUUUACCUGUUGACUGGUUCUGGCGUUUCGUCAUCGGCCGUUUCUCAGUUUCAGCCGGUUGCCGUCUGCACAGCAGUUACCACCGCUACAACCGACAUGUCGAAUGCGUCCACCGGCAGCGUCAGUCUUACGCCACCGUUUGCGACCUCUUCUCCGAUCCUCAAGCGACCAAGUGUGGAAAAGGGUGCUGUGAUUUGA